Xenopus laevis (African clawed frog) is the source of this 1777-nucleotide messenger RNA. RefSeq names its product carbonic anhydrase 4 gene 1 S homeolog (gene ca4.S). Lineage: Eukaryota; Metazoa; Chordata; Amphibia; Anura; Pipidae. Gene Ontology annotation, molecular function: zinc ion binding; carbonate dehydratase activity. Gene Ontology annotation, cellular component: plasma membrane. The record is from RefSeq and is marked provisional.
AGUCUAAAGAUUCUGAUUAGUUCUGGCACAGAGCACAGCUCAGCCUGUAGCAGCAAUGAUGAAAUGCUUCUCCCUCACUUUGCUUGUUAGCCUGUCAUUUAUCAAGAAUUCAGCAGCAGCAGCAGCAGCAGCAGCAGAAGGCCAUUGGUGCUAUGAAAUCCAGGCAUGUCAAGAUCCAGGCUAUGGACCCAGGUUUUGGAACAAGCCCAAUACAUUCUGCGGAGAAAAAGAGCAAUCACCAAUAAAUAUUCUCACCAAAAAAGCAGUUUUUAUGGAAUCCCUCAAAGAGUUUGACCUUAAAAGCUAUGGUGUCAGUAUACGGCAAUUGAAUGUUACAAAUAAUGGCCAUUCUGCCCAAGUAGACCUGCCACCAGGUAUUGAAAUUUCAGGAGGUGGACUUUCAGGAACUUAUGACGCAAUACAGUUUCAUUUCCAUUGGGGCAGUGAAGAAUUUCCUGGAUCUGAACAUACCAUAGAUGGUGAAAAAUAUCCAAUGGAGCUUCACAUAGUUCACAGAAGAAAAACUGCCAAAGCUGAUACCGGUGGCACGGGCAGCAGGGAUCUGGCUGUUCUUGGAUUCUUUUAUGAAGAAACUUCGACUAAUAAUACUGACUAUGAACCACUAAUUAAUUCCUUAGAAGCCAUUAGAACUAAAGGUGCAGUUAAAAAUUUCUCGGCUAACCUGACAAAACUGAUUCCAGAUAAGGAAGAACUUAAAGUUUACUACAGGUACAAUGGGUCACUCACCACCCCUCCAUGCAAUGAGACUGUCACUUGGACUCUAUUCAAUACAACUAUUAAACUGAGUCAACAACAGCUUCGGGCUUUCUAUAACAGCCUAAAUUUUACAGAAAACCAACGCAUGGUGGAAAAUUUCCGGCCUGUGCAGAGACUGGGCGAUAGGACUGUUUACAUUUCAAGCAGCCAAGCGAUUUUGUCCUCUUUCCGGUCUUUGUUCAUCUGCUUUAUAGUUUCUCUCCUCACAAUAAUGUCAUAACCAACGAACUGAACUUACUGUCCAUAAACUAAAUAUUUCUGUUGGAAUUCACACAAGCAUCUUUUAUUUUAUCCCAUUGCAUAAAAAUGGUUUACUGUAACAAUGGAAAUUCAAUCUUUAUCAUUUAGGAUGUGAUUCUUAGGAACAAUACAAACACAACUUUAAGCAUUAUAAUUUAUUUUGUCUUCUACAUGAAAAGUGUUCAGAUAUCAUAUAAUUAACAUUUAGGGGCCAAUUCACCAAGGGCCGAAUAUCAAGGGUUAAUUAACCCUCGAUAUUCGACUGGGAAUUAAAAUCCUUCGACUUCGAAUAUCGAAGUCGAAGGAUUUAGCGCAGAUAGUACGAUCGAACGAUCGAAGGAUUAUUCCUUCGAUCGAACGAUUAAAUCCUUUGAAUCAUUCAAUUCGAAGGAUUUUAAUCCAACGAUCAAAGGAAUAUCCUUCGAUCAAAAAAACUUAGGAAAGCCUACGGGGACCUUCCCCAUAGGCUAACAUUAAGUUCGUUAGCUUUUAAAUGGCGAACUAGGGGGUUGAAGUUUUUUUUAAAGAGACAGUACUUCGAUUAUCGAAUGGUCGAAUAGUCGAACGAUUUCUAGUUCGAAUCCUUCGAUUCGAAGUCGUAGUCGAAGGUCGAAGUAGCCCAUUCGAUGGUCGAAGUAGCCCAAAAAACACUUCGAAAUUCGAAGUUUUUUUACUUCGAAUACUUCACUCGAAGUUAGUGAAUCGGCCCCUUAUUGUAUUUUAUUUAAAACUGUAAAAAAUUUCCGUUUUAAAAAAAAAA